AUGUUAAGGCAAGAUAUUAAUCGUAUAGACCCUAAAAGACGAAAUGUCGUCGAUCACCGAAAAAAACAAUUCGCCGAACCUACAUAUAAGGAAAUUCAAUAUCCUCAUCGUCUAAAUUUCUAUGAGACGCCCCCGACGGCAGACAUUACCUUGGAGCAAUUUGAGCAAUGGGCUAUCGAUAGGCUUCGGGUCCUCGCCGAACUAGAAGCAUGCUCAUUCCGCAAUAAAUCCCCUGCCGAGACCGCCGCACAUAUGAAGCCGUUGCUCGAGAAAUACCUCCCACUCGAUUCUAACUCAUCUUCCUCGUCCAAGCUCUUGGCUGAGAGGCAAAAAGACCAUUACAGCCAUUUCAUUCUCAGACUUGCAUUCGCAUCAACCGAGGACCUACGCCGAAGAUUUAGUCGCGUCGAGACAACACUCUUCCGUCUACGAUUAGCCGAGGACAGUACGCGCGAGCGAAACGCCUUUAUCCAGGGUUUAAACUUGGAUUGGGAACCUGUAGCCGAAGACGAGAGGAACAAGUACUUUGCCGAAUUGACAGCGACCAUCGGCUCCAGAAAGGGGGACGAAGAGACAGCUUGGUAUAAAGUCGAUUGGGAACGUGUACCCGAUUUAGUUGAAUCUAGGAGGGUAUUAUUAAAGGCCGGAAAAGCCUACGUUCCUUCAAAAGAGCUACCAAGUAUGGUCACUGCUGAGUUCACGAAGAGACUAGACCGAUCGCUAGAGCUUACGGCACGUGCACUACCACGACUUGAUGAAGACGAUCGACUUACCCCGAUCCUCGAUCACCUCUCCAAGAAUUUCGUCACCCCUGAUGCGGCUUAUAUCGGCACCAGUUCUGCUGUCCCCGGCGCCGAAAUCACAGCGCGGAAUAUCGACAAUAUAUCUUCACAUUUCCCUCUAUGUAUGCAGCACCUUCAUCGAUCGCUGCGCCGGGAUGCACAUUUGAAACAUUUUGGCCGUCUACAAUACACACUUUUCUUAAAGGGUAUCGGCUUAAACUUGGAAGAAUGUCUAAUCUUCUGGCGUACUUCCUUUCACAAGAUCACAGACGAUACUUUCAAUAAGGAGUACAGAUACAACGUAAGGCACACAUAUGGCGACGUCGGUGGAGAUUCAAAUAGGCGCGCCGGUGGCUAUUCGCCGUUCUCGUGCCAGAAAAUUUUAACAGAGCAUCCACCUGGCCCCGGUGAAGCCCACGGAUGUCCAUAUCGGCAUUUCAACCUAGAGAAUCUUACUUCCCUACUCCAACAAGUAGGUAUCUCUGACCGGUCUGUCUUGCAAGGAGUCAAGGAAGAUAAAGAAAAUCAGAAAUUCCACAUGGCUUGUAAUCGUGUAUUCGAAUACGUGCAUAAGAAUGAACUCAAAAAAGCUAAAGAUGAGGGCAUUAUGACCGUUGCCCAGCUCGAGACGAUCGUCCACCCAAACAAGUAUUUCGAGAGGAGUUACUUGUUAAAGAAUCUGGGCAAGUCCAAUAAUGGGGACGACAUCAAAAUGGAGGGAUUCUAG
This is a messenger RNA of Daldinia childiae, 1509 nucleotides long. RefSeq names its product putative DNA primase large subunit. Lineage: Eukaryota; Fungi; Ascomycota; Sordariomycetes; Xylariales; Hypoxylaceae. Gene Ontology annotation, biological process: DNA replication, synthesis of primer. The record is from RefSeq and is a predicted model, not a curated record. The transcript has 4 exons. Bases 1 to 1509 code for a protein of 502 amino acids. Gene Ontology annotation, cellular component: alpha DNA polymerase:primase complex.